Molecule: messenger RNA, 837 nt
Organism: Protopolystoma xenopodis
Lineage: Eukaryota; Metazoa; Platyhelminthes; Monogenea; Polystomatidea; Polystomatidae
Source: the annotation of a GenBank genome assembly
AUGCUCCUAGAAUCCGUAGGACGCCGCAGUGGUACUCGAUUGUCUGACUUUCAUGGCAAUAUUUUAUCAAACAGUUUGGCACAACAAAAUGCCUCAUCAAGUACUGGAGGAAAUUCAAGUGGGACCGCAGGGGAUAAUAGAAUUUCAACAGCAGUUGUCUCCAGUGGUAACACCAACAAUAUGCGUCGUCAGGACUUUAUAGCUUAUCUUCUUUCGUUGAUGCGUGCAAGUGGAAAUGAUCAUGGUGAUUCUGUUCCAUUGAUCGAUGCUCCAAGUCAUAAGCAUCUCGCCUACGUUGUUGAUGCAUUCCUUUAUUUUUUCAAGUCAUUUGAACUUGCCUGGCCUGCAGGCCUCGUUCAUUUUCUUUCGGAUUCCACACAAGGCGUAGACACUUUUGAUGCCUGCGAAAAUAGACAGUCAAAGAAUGCAUCAGUUCAGCAAAAUAGGUCUGACACUAAAUGUAUCAGUUCCUGGUGGCCAAAUUAUGCUGAAAACGCAUCAGACGCGGAUAACGAUGACGAUAUAGAAAUGCCCGAAAUUACUAAGUCUCUUCAAUUUGGAGGAGCCUCAAAAAACACUGAAAACCCGGAGCAAACUUUCAGAGGCGACACAACGAAUUCUUCUGUUUCAUCUCUACCAACUACUUUCGCAUCGCUCUCUGGCAUUAGAUUAGCUCGUCGCACUGAUACCUUUUUCCGUCGAUCUGAGAGCACUCUUUCUUUGGCUGGCGCAGGCCUCGAUCCUAUUGAGACUCCUUUGGCCGAGGCCUUGCCUCUUGCCACGCAACCCCAUCUUCUGCGCCCAACUACUAGUCGAUCUGAGCUGUUUGGAAUAUCU